Molecule: messenger RNA, 3102 nt
Organism: Loa loa (African eye worm)
Lineage: Eukaryota; Metazoa; Nematoda; Chromadorea; Rhabditida; Onchocercidae
Exons: 23
Coding region: 1-3102 (1033 amino acids)
Source: RefSeq, a predicted model, not a curated record
AUGGAUGUUAUAUGGAAAACUAUCGCUAGAAAAUAUCCGAAAUUGCGUUUCGACGAUAGGUUCAUGUCGGGAUGUUUGCAUGGGCUUAUUCAAGCAGACUUGAGCAAAUUUGGUUGUGUUUCGGAUGAACUAGCUCUUCAAGUGCGGGCCAUUGCUAUGGUCUGUGUCCAAGCAGUGUGUAAAACAGAUAAAGCACUUUGGCCACCUUCAAGCCUUCACUUAGCUGCCUACUAUGAUUCUGUGGAGAUUCUUGAAAUUCUGCUCGAAGUAUUCGAUUAUGAAGAAGCCAUGACUUUGGAUGGAUCACCCGCACAGUUUGCCGCAAUGAAAGGACAUCUGCGAGCAUUGGCUGUACUUUAUCGCAAUGUCGAUAUUAGUAUUUAUUGCUGCAUUGGAGGAUUUAAUGCAUACGAAUUUCUUAAAAGUUUUGCAAAGCGCGAGGAAAGCGAGAAAUUACCCUGCUUAUCACGAAUUUAUGCUUGUGGUGACAACAAUACUCUGUCUUUGGGUAUUAUAUAUGGAAAGCAUACCAAAUAUCCUGUUCCUGUGCAGUUUUUUGAUGAGCUCAGCUUUGGAAAAGAAGUUACACAGGUUGCUUUUGGGAAAUAUCAUACCAUUUACUUGAUUGAUGGACAAGCAUAUUCAUGUGGUUUAGGAAGAUAUGGCAAAUUGGGUCAUGGAGACGAAAAAGAUCAAUUGAAAAUACGGCGAAUAAAAUUUUUGGAGCCAGUUGUUUGUGUCUGUGCUGGACUGACACAUUCCAUCAUAUGUACUCAUGAAAAGGUUGUAGUAUUCGGACUGAACGAUAAAGGACAACUAGGGAUGGGAACAAAACAGCUUGUUUUAACUCCAACAGUCGCUAAAUUUUUUAAAGAACAUCCAUUUUACAUCAUUAACUGUUCAACAGCUGAAUCAUGCUCGGUGAUCGUCAUGAGUAAUUUCGAUUUCUACGUCACUGGGACGUCGAAUGGUUUUUUAUGGCAGAGAUAUUCAGGCAAUACAUUUAAACAUGUUCGAAAUAAUUACGCUCACCGAACAUCAUCUAUUUCAGUCACAGAUUCAUCUGUGGUGCGUAUCUACUCUAAGGAGGACUCAUCGAAGAUAACGAUCAAUGUUGAUAGUAAAAACUAUUACAUCACUAGUUCUAUACAUAUUACUCGAUGCGUUGGAAUUUAUUAUACCCCAAAGUUGGGUGCUGUAUUUUUUGGUUUCAAGUAUUUUUAUGAAAACCGUCAUCAUGCGAUAACAUCAGGAAUAUUCAUAUUCGAUUCAGAAUGUCAUAGUCUACUUCGACCCGUAUACUUCUAUAGCACUUUAAUGAAAAGAAGCAUAAUUGAGGUGGCAAGUGCAGAUGUUACUCGAGAUGGACAGAUAAUUAUUGUUGACUACAUGGGCGAUGUUUACGAGGGAAAUUUGGCAAAUUAUACGCUUUGUUCGGACGCAUAUUUCUGCAACAGUGACGGCGCUUGUUUGUGGACAACUAAUGAUCACAUGGUAAAGGUACAGGUAAAUCGAUUGCGUGGGAUUUUGCGUGCAAAAAGUGCUUUUAUAACACCGGAUGGAAGAAACAAAGUAUUAAAUCUGCUGGAGAUCGAUCCACGAUCAGUUCUUCAUUAUACGGAAGAUGUAUCUGAAGUAGAACUUCCAAGUUUCAAUACAGCUGUAGUCAUAUGUGUGGAUGAAAACGGUGAUGAAUUGGGACGCUAUGAAACUUCUUUGGAAAUGCUUAAACAUGAGAGCGAUGUCUGCUUAUCAUAUUUCGAAAGGUGGGCAGGGGAUCAAAAGAAUGAAAUUCGAAUUACGGCGAAGCCGGAGAUGCUUGAGAUGUUCCUGUCUUUUUGUUGCGACCAUUGUUUACGUCCAAAUUUGAGCAUGCAAGAAUUAAUAGAGUUAUUAAUAUUUGCGGACAAGCUGAUAUGCAAAGGCUUCUCGAAUGCAAUCACAAAAGAAUUGUUCAGACCACCAUUUGAAAUAUCGAAUUUGCGGGAGCUUUUUGCUUUGGCUCGUUAUCUGUCAUCUAUGGAACUGUAUAAAAGUUUGAGUGAACUUUGCGCAGCAAUAUUUCCAACAAUUCUGGAAAAUGGAUUUGUUAAUGAAUUAUCGCUCGAUGAAAUUGCAUAUAUUGAAGACGCUUUUCGCUCAUAUGCUUUGAAAAAUAUAGUCCAGACGAUGGAUAAAUUUGAAUCAAAGAUAAAAAGACUGGUGAUUCCAAAACAAACUGUCGAGAAUAUCAUCAUGGAUGUAAUGACAGUUGUAAAAGAACCGAUGAAUAUUAAGAAAUUGAUAGAUUUCUGCAAGACUAUAAAGAAUGAUUCACUUCCGAAGAAAAAACGCAAAAAUAUGGGAUCAUCAGGGAGUGCAACGGUCGAUCUGCAGACAAUGAGAAACUAUGGGUCGCGGAGGGAUUUCUCUACUAACAAGAAAAAUGAUGUUGAUUGCGUUAAGAUGGCAGAUUUCCUCAGCAAGGCUGCAUUUAAACCCAUGGACGUCAAGAAAAAGCAUCCUUCGCUAUCAAACAUCCAGAUUGCAACUGCGACAAAUGAAUUUUGUGAAAAGAACGUUGAGUCGGAAGGAAGGAUACACAUGUCAACUUCGUCACCAAAAAAUAUAGGAAUUGAUAGCGUCAGUUUCAACGAAAAAGCCCAUUUGUCAAAUGUUCAUAAAGAAGGAACAUUGAAGCGAGACUGUAGUACUCCUAAAACGCAUCUGCUUGCUUCUCUUUCGGAUACUGCGGCUGGGGGAGAAGAAAAAACUGAUAAAAUAAAGCAUGAAGAAAAGAAGGAUCAUCGUAUUUCACUAUGCAAUACAUCAGAAAAUACAUGUGGACCUCAGCGAGGAACUUCGAAUUCUUGGCAUCUGGAUGACUCUGUGACAUGUGGGAAUUCAUUUGCACAAAUAAUGGAAGAUGAGCAGGCUCGGCAAUUAGAAACAAUGCGACAGACAUGCUUUCGUCUUUCCGAUAUAAACAUGGAAGAGCAAGCAAUGACUGAGUUAGCGGCGCAGUACGAAGACGAAGCUGCGAUGCAAGGUGUUUCAAUCACGGUUUGUACAGAACGUGAUGUUGAAGAAGUAAAUGAUCCGCUCUGGGCUGCAAGGUCGUGA